This is a messenger RNA of Petromyzon marinus (sea lamprey), 3990 nucleotides long. Lineage: Eukaryota; Metazoa; Chordata; Hyperoartia; Petromyzontiformes; Petromyzontidae. The record is from RefSeq and is a predicted model, not a curated record.
UAGGCUUUACCUGGCAAAAUAAAAAAAAGUUUAGUUUGAAUGAAGUUCCAUGUGUCUCAAUGAGAUUAUUUAAUCUCCUGGUCACGUAAAGGAUACUAAAUAAGCCAUGACCCCAGGUAAAACUUGGUAAGGCUCAUAUAGGUCGAGGAAUGAUUCGCUAUUACAAUUUAAAAUGUGAAUGGACUGUAACUCCUUCCUGGGAUUUAAACUCUUCCGACUGUGUCACAGCACUGAGCCAGUACAACUGAGAUCCUGAGUUUGAAUCCAGCUUGCAGCUACCCAUAAAUAAACCACAUUCUCACGUGUACUGAGAUGACGAUCUCUGCCUGACCUCAGCAUUCACGAUGACUGCACCGGAUGUCUGCAUCCCGUUGGACUCGCAGGACGCGUGGAAGUGGGUGCUGCUGACGGUGUGCGGGGUGUGGCUGCUCUACAAGGUGGUGCGCGAAAUCUUGGACUUCUGCAAGUCCCGGGCUCGGCUGGCUCGCUGGCGCUGCAGAUGCCAGCGCGCCCUGGAGGAAGAUCUGCGCUUCUGCCACCCCGAGUGGCCCCAGGAAGAAGUUUACAUCAGGAGGGAAAUGGAAGAACUCAGGAAUGUGAAAUCAUAUUAUUUGAAUGAUUAUUGGAACAUACAUGACUGGCUGGUGAACCUGCUGCUGCUGGCGCUGCUGGUGGUGCAUGCAGUGCACGCGAUCCGCCCGGGCGACGCGGUGGCGCUGCUGCACGUGCGUGUGGCUGCUGUCGCCCUCGUCCCGCUCUGGCUGAGCAACCUCAAGCACAUGCGUGCAUUCAGCUUCUUGGGCCCCUUCGUGGUGAUGCUGGGCAAGAUCGUGCGCUGCACCUUCAAGUUCAUCUUCCUCUCGGCGCAGUUUUUCAUCCCCUUCUUCUUCUCCUUCUGGAUCAUCUUUGGCAACAACGAGAGCAUACCCUGGAUGCAGACGGUGGACACCAUGCUGUUCACCAUGUUCCGCAUGAGCGUUAUCGACCAUUACCCCUACAUGGAGAUGUGCGCCGUCGACACGCCCAUGACCUACAUCCUGGUCGCCUCCUUCCUGCUGUUCACCGCCAUCCUCUGCAACAACAUCUUCAUCGCUAUGCUCAACUACGCCUUCGCCACGGUGUACCACGACAUGGAGGGGAACGUGUACAUGCAGCGUGCGAGCAUCUUGCUGGAGGCGGAGGACGAGGGGGUCCUGCGGGGGCGGCGCGAGGAGGCGCGGCGCCGCGUGCACGAGGAGGGGGCGGCACUGGUGGCUCCGUGGGACCUCACGGCGACCGCGGCGGAAAACGGUCACGGGGCGGCGUUCGGGAUCAAGGAGGAGCUGGACAAGUUUCUCGAUUCCCUGAGAGUCCGGGAUGAACGCGAGCCGAGUCAGCCGGACGUCAAGAGCAUCAGGCGGCCGCAGAAAAGGGCCGUGUUGCGCUUCCGACGUGAACUCGAGAUCCUGCGCCGGGAGGUGGCCGAGCAGCGGCGGGCACUGGACCGACACUUCCACCGCGCGCAACUCGGCCUGCACUCGCCCGUCGGCGCGCUGGAGCCGCCCGACGCCACGGCAUGAAGGCGCCGUCGCCGUGGGGUGGCGUCGCCGACCGUGCUCGUCGCCCGCGCCCCCGUUGAGUUGCGUCACCCCCGUUGAGUUGCAUCACCCCCAUUGAGUUUGUCGCCCCCGUUGAGUUGCGUCACCCCCGUUGAGUUGCAUCACCCCCAUUGAGUUUGUCGCCCCUGUUGAGUUUGUCACCCCCGUUGAAUGCGUCACCCCCGUUGAGUUCGUCACCCCCGUUGAAUGCGUCACCCCCGUUGAGUUCGUCACCCCCGUUGAGUUUGUCACCCCUGUUGAGUGCGUCACCCCCGUUGAGUUCGUCACCCCCGUUGAGUUUGUCACCCCUGUUGAGUGCGUCACCCCCGUUGAGUUGCGUAACCCCCGUUGAGUUUGUCACCCCCGUUGAAUGCGUCACCCCCGUUGAGUUCGUCACCCCCGUUGAGUUUGUCACCCCCGUUGAAUGCGUCACCCCCGUUGAAUGCGUCGCCUGUGCUCCAAGAGGGCUGUGGCUGGCAUGACGGGCCCUCGUGCAAGGAAUGAAGUGGCCAACUCCCCGUUCCCACCCCCCCUAGUCCCCAGGUUCCCGUCUAAUUAUAGCCCGGCACCUGGACCCCUCUAACCGGUAGGCCCCCUGCUCAGUUGCAUCGCCUGCGCACUCGAUAGCAGCGCCACCGCCGUAACCGCUACUUGCGUUUAGUUUGUCGCGGUUGGCUACAUACGGUCCGAAAGAAGUUCAACAUACACACACACAGACGUAAUGGGCAAUGCUUGAACAGGCGUGGUCGAGAUGUCACUCCGUUGGUAGAAUGGUAGGGGUCCGCAUCGUGAAAUUUUGAGUUAAAAUCGAGGCCAGGGUUUGGCUUAACCAUUCAUUGCCAUGAGCACCACCUGAUGAACGGCACUGCGUAAACGUCGACAGAGGUCGUCCCGUGAAUGGAAUGGUCCUGGUAAUGUGCAACUUCAUCACUGCCAACAGAGAUGGGCACGAGGGAGGAUUUUACAACCGGCGUGGAACUUUCCUACUUCUACUCACAGUAAACGGUUCGAUGCGUGCACGCCCCGUUGCCUCGGGGUUGAGCGGUAGUGAUGCGGUUGCACUAUACACCUGGUGACCCGAGUUCAAUUCCUGCCCAUGCAUAACAUCGGCGGUGAGUGAUAUCUAAGUCCUGGCCACGGCCCCUCACCACCGACCCACACCACCCACCCGAGUGUGCUUGUUUUAAUUGCACACCGCUGCCAACGCGGUGUAUUUGUCACGUGAACACACGCGACUGUGUGUGUGUGUUCACGUACCGUACACACGCGCAGUCGCGGUGGCGAGUAUGCAGGAGGUCGUCGCUUCGACCCGACCCUGACGCCUGCUGUAUAUUUGGAGUCUGCAUGUUCUCUCCGUGGUUGUGUGGAUUUUUCUCCGGGUCCUCCGGUUUUUCUCCUCUCGAUUUAGAAUCAACAUCACGCGUAAUUGAGAGUAUUUUACUGCUAUACAUUUCCACGUCAUAAGCCACAUUGGUUGAGCGAUAAUUUGUGAUAGCCAGGUCGCUUCUGAAAAACAGCUACAUAGCUCAGUGGGCCUUACUUGGUAAAAUGUAAAAAAAUAUUUGCAUAGUUUAUAGUACAUAUAUGUGCCAUGCGGGGAGAGCAGCAGAGCAGCGGUAAGAGCACUGCACUACGAACUCCGCAACCAGAAGUUACAUUUUCGUGUGCACGGCUAACAUCGGUGGUGGGUGAGUUUCUGAACGAGUCUAUGCUCUCACCACCCCCUUCACACCCACGCUGACCAGCAUGGCGAGGUAAGGCUCAAACAAUCCCCACGUGACCACAACGGCACGCGGGAGGGAGAGGGCCUUCAAUCCAGAAGCGGAUCGACGCAAAGGGCUGUAAAUGAUGAAGAUCAAACAAUGAAUUGCGGGUGCCCCAAAGUGGGUGUUGCGGUGCGACUGCCCGGCUGGAAGCCGCGCGAACGCAGAGGGAAGGCGGUGAUGGCGCUGCAAAUGCGCCACUGGCGCGCGUGGCCCCAAUGUAUAAAAAAAAAAUCUCACUCCUCGGGGAGGGUGAACGCUGGAGACCGAAUGUCCUCCUAAUCCCCUUUCGUCGCUGUUAGCCGCUCGCGACGCGCUUGGUUCGAAACCCGCCGUUAUUGUUGCUGCUGUUUGAGCUAAAGAAUAAAAACAGCUCCGUUGGUUAUCAUCGCGUGCCUGAAAUCAAAGGGUGACCGUGAAAAGGAUCGUUAAUUCACCAUCAACACGCACGCAACACACACAACUAUCACGGACACCGCAUUUAAAAUAUUUUAGCAACGCACGCCUAACGGAAUUGCUACCGAUAAAAAAACACAACGCGUUAAAACCCCGUUGCAGAAAUGUACGUCGCACUGUGCCCAGUUGCUGUGUACAUUGCCAACAACGGCCUUACAAGUGGUGUUCGAGUGGACGGGGCGGGCGAGCGGCGC